AUGAGCUACACCAGAGACUGGAGAGGCAGGAAGCUGCGGCUGCCUCUAGGGCUGGAGGAGCCCAAGCAGGAGGUUCCGGAGCCCAGCAGCACCAUGAUGGCUGGCCCCGCUGGAGGGGGCAGCUGCUAUUCAAAGAAAUCACUGAUGUGUUGUAGAAAGCAGCACGAGAACACUGGAGGCUACAGCUACCUGCUGAUGCUGCCACUGCUGGAUUUGGGGCCAUUAUUGGAUCCUGCAGCAGCUCCUGUCUUGGAGAUGUUGAGGCACUUGGAAAGACCUCCCCAGGUUUAUUUUCCUGUUGAGGACCUGCCUCUGGGCUCACCCCGCUGUAACCUGAAGGAGAAUCUGCUGAAGGAUAACUGUGCCCCGGAGUCCAUCGAGUUUCCUGUCAGUGAGGCCCAAGUCCUGGAGGCCAGACCUCUCAGUGACAAGGGUUCCGGAGAUGGCUCUCAGGUUACUCAAGUCAGUCCCCAGAGGAUUGCCCUCCGGCUACGGCCAGAUGACUCGAAGAAUUUCUCCAUCCAAGUGCGGCAGGUGGAGGAUUACCCUGUAGACAUCUACUACCUAAUGGACCUGUCUUACUCCAUGAAAGAUGAUCUGUGGAGUAUCCAGAACCUGGGUACCAAGCUGGCCUCCCAAAUGCGCAAGCUCACCAGUAACCUGCGGAUAGGUUUCGGGGCCUUUGUGGACAAGCCUGUGUCACCAUACAUGUAUAUCUCCCCACCAGAAGCCCUCAAAAACCCCUGUUAUGACAUGAAGAAUGCCUGUUUGCCUAUGUUUGGCUACAAACACGUGUUGACACUAACAGACCAGGUAACCUGCUUCAAUGAGGAAGUGAAGAAGCAGAGUGUGUCACGGAACCGAGAUGCCCCAGAGGGUGGCUUUGAUGCCAUCAUGCAGGCUACAGUUUGUGAUGAAAAAAUUGGCUGGAGGAAUGAUGCAUCCCAUUUGCUAGUUUUUACCACUGAUGCCAAGACCCACAUAGCACUGGAUGGAAGGCUGGCAGGCAUCGUCCAGCCCAAUGAUGGGCAGUGUCAUGUUGGCACUGACAACCAUUACUCUGCCUCCACUACCAUGGAUUAUCCCUGUCUGGGGCUGAUGACUGAGAAACUAUCUGAGAAAAACAUCAAUUUGAUCUUUGCAGUGACUGAAAAUGUAGUCAAUCUCUACCAGAACUAUAGUGAGCUCAUCCCAGGGACCACAGUGGGGGUUCUGUCCACUGAUUCGAGCAAUGUCCUCCAGCUCAUUGUGGAUGCUUACGGGAAAAUCUGCUCUAAAGUAGAGCUGGAAGUGCGUGACCUCCCUGAGGAGUUGUCUCUAUCCUUCAAUGCCACCUGCCUCAACAAUGAGGUCAUCCCAGGCCUCAAGUCUUGUGUGGGACUCAAGAUUGGAGAUACGGUGAGCUUCAGCAUUGAGGCCAAGGUUCGAGGCUGCCCCCAGGAGAAGGAGAAGUCCUUCACCAUCAAACCUGUGGGCUUCAAGGACAGCCUCACCGUCCAGGUCACCUUCGAUUGCGACUGCACCUGCCAGGCCCAAGCCGAGCCUUACAGCCACCGCUGCAACAAUGGCAAUGGGACCUUCGAGUGUGGGGUGUGCCGCUGUGGGCCUGGUUGGCUGGGGUCCCAUUGCGAGUGCUCGGAAGAGGACUACCGCCCUUCUCAGCAGGAUGAGUGCAGCCCCAAGGAGGGACAGCCCAUCUGCAGCCAGAGGGGCGAGUGCCUCUGUGGCCAGUGUGUCUGUCACAGCAGUGACUUUGGCAAGAUCACCGGCAAGUACUGUGAAUGCGAUGAUUUCUCCUGUGUCCGCUACAAGGGGGAGAUGUGCUCAGGGCAUGGCCAGUGCAGCUGUGGGGACUGCCUGUGUGACUCCGACUGGACUGGCUACUACUGCAAUUGCACCAUGCGUACCGACACCUGCAUGUCCAGCAAUGGGCUUCUGUGCAGCGGCCGGGGCAAGUGUGAAUGUGGCAGCUGCAUCUGCAUCCAGCCAGGCUCCUAUGGGGACACUUGUGAGAAAUGUCCCACUUGCCCGGAUGCCUGCACCUUUAAAAAGGAAUGUGUGGAGUGUAAGAAGUUUGACCAGGGAAUCCUACAGGAGGAAAAUACCUGCACCCGUUACUGUCGCAAUGAGAUUGAGUCUGUGAAAGAGCUUAAGGACACUGGCAAGGAUGCAGUCAACUGUACCUAUAAGAAUGAGGACGAUUGCGUCGUCAGAUUCCAGUACUAUGAAGACUCUAGUGGAAAGUCCAUCCUGUAUGUGGUAGAAGAGCCAGAGUGUCCCAAGGGUCCGGACAUCCUUGUGGUCCUGCUGUCAGUGAUGGGGGCUAUUCUGCUCAUCGGCCUUGCUACUCUGCUCAUCUGGAAGCUUCUCAUCACCAUCCACGACCGGAAAGAGUUUGCUAAAUUUGAGGAAGAACGAGCCAGAGCAAAAUGGGACACAGCCAACAACCCGCUGUAUAAAGAGGCCACGUCUACCUUCACCAAUAUCACCUAUGGGGCACUUAAUGACAAGACGUCACCAUCAGAUCAUUUUCAGACUAUGCCAGGAUUGUGGGUGUCUCUGCCAUCAUGUUUACAGAGGACAGUAUUUGUGGGGUGGGAUUUGGGGCUUGGAGUGGGGUGGGCUGGGAGAAUGUCAGUAUUUGUGUGUGUGUGUGUGUGUUACACGUGGGAAAAUGUUUAAUUUAAAAUGUGUGAUGUGUUCCCAGAGCACAGCUCCUCGGCCUUUGUUCUCAGAUGCCUCCUGCAGGGAUGUGUCCUGCUUAGCUUGAGGGUAAUGUGGAGCUGAGCAGGUGUUCUUCUUUACCUCAGUGAGAAGCCAGCUCUCCUUAGUAGGCCAUUCUCCCUAAAGAAAAGGGCAGGGCUGGGGCUUCUCAUUUCAGAGAAAGGGAUGCUAAGCCCUGGCUCUGUCCUGAGUUUGUAAUUUUAUGGCAUUAGGUCUGACUCUCAGGAACUGCUGGGCCAUGCAGCCCGGUUUUGUCACCUGUGUCUCUGUGUCCUUACAUUUCCCUCAGGCUGAAGGGAGAGUCAGGGGAGAGCUUCCUGUGCCUUCUGCCACCACCUGGAUCAGCUGUGGUUCUCUUGAAAGGGAAGUCCUUGCCACCUAAUAUACAUUGACCUGAUGAGAGUGAGGAAGGCAGGGCCACUCAGGGUCCUGCAUGGCAUGGGGGAUGUGCCAGCUUUCCCCAGUUCAUACUCACGACCCUUUAGAUUUGCCUCUCUGGCAACUCUACCCCGGAGGUUUGUUCAGAAGUGUCAUCCUUAGACCAGCACCUUCUCUUUUCCUCCCAUUUCCACACCCUUGCUGUUGCAGAUAUUUGCUAUGUACUGGAGACUUCUCUCAUGACCAAUGGCGGGUGCUAUGGUGAGCACCAGAGGUCCUCCCCUUCAGACCUCUGCUCCACGUCCGAGGCACCUCCACAACCUAAGCCCGGGCCUCUGUGUGCUACAUCCACCCACAGGGGUGGCUGCAUUUACCUACCUCAUGGGUGUCUUGUGAAGGAGUCAUUCCCAUGAGUCUGUUGAACCUAAGUGCCAGGAUGGCAUGAUGGGCCAAUUGUAUCAGCAUGUGUGGCCUCUAUUCCUACAGGAAGGAGAGCCUCAUUUUAACUCAGUCUUUAAUCUGAGAGGCCACAAGUGCAAUCUUAUUUUAUUUUGUUCGUGGGAGUACCUGAAACCAUGAUGAGGUUUGCUUACUCUAAAGGGACAUGUAUAUAAACAUACUUACUUUAUAUUUGUAAUUUUAUUUGAUGACAAAGAAGGAAAGUAUAAAAAGCCAUGCAGACAUGAGUGGGAAGCAGACACACCCAUUUGGCGUCAUUCAUAGGAAUUUGCUGCCCAGUCGCUGGUCUAUAAGGGGUCCUCAAUUCUUGGGAGCCUGUGGGAAUAGAUGUAUGGACACGCUGGACCUUUCCUGAGGGAGAAGGACUGUUCUUUCGUCCCAGCAAAAGCAGUUGCUCCAUUGGUGUUGACUUUUAUCCCACAUUAAAAACUGGUCUUAGCACCCUAGAAAAGGGUAAAGAUUUAUAAGCAGAAAAUCUGUAUUCAGUGCCGCAGCUAAGAAAUCUUUAAUGCUAAUUAGGGCAAGCCACUUUCUUCUCCCCAGGACUCAGUUCUCUAGUAGUAAAAAGUAUGGAUUUGGACAAGCCUACCAUGAAGGCCCAAUUCAACAUUCUGAGAUGCCAGAAUCUUAAUGGUAUUAAACAUGAAGUCAAGAUGGGGGUGGGAUGGGACUGGGGUGCAGUUCAGUGGUAGAGCCCUUGUCUAGCAUGUGUGAGACCCUGGAUUUGAAUCCAAGCACAGCAAAACAAACAAACAAACAAACAACAACAACAGCAUCAAAACUGAGGGAUUUUGCUAGAGUUUGCUUUUUAGUUGGAAGAUCUGAGAGCCCUGGCUUUGGAAAGAGCAGAUGUUAAUCCCUAUCAUUCUUCUCAAUGAGAAUCUCAUCCUCAUCCUAUCUUAUCUCAGAACCCUUUCUCCAACUUUUGUUAGCAGGUAUGUCUCCUGAUGUAGCACUUAAGUUUCACUUAGUUAUUAUUUCUUAGUUAUUUUGCAUAUCAAUAAGAAGUAGCUGAUCCAGAUGUUAACACUGAGAAAUUACAAAUGAGGCUGAUGACUGAGCCCUUUCUCACUGGUAGAUUACCCUCACAGUAAGAGAUGGGAAUACGUAGAGGGACAAAUAUGGGAAGGAGAAGGAUGAUCACAAAUCCAAGAAGUUCUGAAGUUAAUUGUGCUAACCUUUGGCUAUCAAGACAGAUUUUAUGAGAGUAAUAGUGGGACAUUUUCCUUAGAUAGGAUGGUUUACAUGAAGAAACCCUGUGGAAGGAGGAAGGCAGUGUAUCCCAAGGAUGAAAAAUAUUGUGAACUCUUGUGUGAGCUUCUGGGACAAGGCUUGUAGGCCUUGAAGACCAGUGUUGCUUAUUUGCCAGAUGGAGACUAGAGGUUAGUUUUGGCAUCGAGUGAACAUCUAAAUAGUAUUCUGGCAUCAGACAAUAUAGUGCAAAGGGGUUGUACCCAGCUCUUUUGGGGGUAAUUUUUUGCCCAGUCUCAGGGUCUGUGGACAAGAGUUGGAAAACUGAACAUUCCUGACAAGUUGCUGUAUCAGGAGUCAGUUCUUUGCCUCUCAGUCAUUCCUAGACUGUCCAGACACUUCUGUUUGUUAAGUUUCCUGAAAUUACUUAAGUGCCUUCCUGACUUCCUCACCACCUCCUCUGAGUUGUGCAACAGUGAAUUAAAUGUGUUUUCCAAAAAGAA
Molecule: messenger RNA, 5255 nt
Organism: Marmota flaviventris (yellow-bellied marmot)
Lineage: Eukaryota; Metazoa; Chordata; Mammalia; Rodentia; Sciuridae
Source: RefSeq, a predicted model, not a curated record